This is a messenger RNA of Cuscuta europaea, 947 nucleotides long. The record is from the annotation of a GenBank genome assembly. Lineage: Eukaryota; Viridiplantae; Streptophyta; Magnoliopsida; Solanales; Convolvulaceae.
GUGGAGAAGCUCUGCCGCAUUCUAGACGAUAUGAUGCCAGAAGACGUUGGACUGAGCAGCAAUCUGCAAUUCUUUAAUCCUAAAGGUGUGGUUGAAGGUAAUCCAAGAGUCACAAACACAACGAUCUACAAGGGCAACAACUUCUCGUUGUGCAUUUUCUUUCUUCCUUCAGCUGCUGUUAUACCCUUACACAAUCAUCCGGGAAUGACAGUUUUCAGCAAGCUUCUACUGGGAAGCAUGCACAUUAAAUCGUAUGACUGGGCUGAUGUGCCAUCUUCAGCUGCUACAGGUGAUUCAAAUCGAGAUGGAUGCACAAUGAGAUUGGCAAAAUUGAAAGCAAAUAAAACAUUCACAGCACAAUGCAACACCUCUGUCUUAUAUCCUACAUCUGGAGGAAACAUUCAUGAAUUUAGGGCUAUUACACCAUGUGCAGUGCUUGAUGUGCUUGGACCGCCAUAUUCCAAAGAUGAUGGGCGUGAUUGUUCAUAUUACAGGGACAUUCAUUAUGGUGCUUCAUUAAGCGGAGAUGUGAAUGUUGCAGAAGCAGAUGAAGAUAAUGACCUGUAUGGAUGGUUAGAGGAGAUUGAAAUACCAGAGGAGUCAAAAAUGGAUGUUAUCCAGUACUUGGGUCCACGGGUUGUAUAGAGUAGUAGAAUUCUUAGUAGGCUCUCAAAUGCAGGUUGCAGUUUUUGUUUCGUUUUCAUUAGAGAGGUAGGAUGCCCUUUUUUUCUUCCACUGCCCAUAGUUACUGUCUUGUUUCCAGAUAUCAUCAUGUAACAUGUGUAUGCCUACACUCGGUUUGUAGAUUUAGAAGCUUUCCUUAUAGUUGUAUAUAAAUUACUGCGAGAUGUAUAUAAAGUUAUAAAUAGAUAGAAGGGUUUUAUAUGGAGGCUGGCAAUUGAGAAGUCCUUUUUGUCAUUUGGAAAGGCUUAUACGGGGAAUGUUCC